Haliotis rufescens (red abalone) is the source of this 5182-nucleotide messenger RNA. RefSeq lists its product as uncharacterized. Bases 2438 to 3556 code for a protein of 372 amino acids. Lineage: Eukaryota; Metazoa; Mollusca; Gastropoda; Lepetellida; Haliotidae. The record is from RefSeq and is a predicted model, not a curated record. The transcript is spliced from 11 exons.
GGGAGAUUUAUAUCCCUUGUGAACGGUGUGAGGUUACCUCUCUGGAUAUAUGUGGCAAUGAAUACACGUGUAUUUUGCCUAUGUGUGGCGGUGGCCUUGUCUGUAUACCUACAUAAUACAGUAUCACUUGAGGCAAUAGGAUGCCGCGGCACCACAGUGACACUACGAUGUGAUUCAAACAGUGUAAUAUACAUAGACAACAUAUAUGCUCUUGCCAAGAAAACAACUACAAACUGCCCAACAAGUGGCACAGUUGGCAACGGAGGGUCAAAGUGCACUCACAGUUCUGAAGACUGUAAGAUGUCCUACACAGGUGAAAGUGUCACCACGUACCACGAGCGAUGUUCAGGGAGGCACAUAUGUGAGGGCCCGAUUACAUCCCAAGCUACAACAUGCAGUAGGAAAGAUUUCUCGUCUCAAUCAAACUACAUGUUGUUUAAAUAUCAGUGUAUAGCAAUCUCGGACAUCACAUCAUUUUCGGAACAUAAACAAAUAAGAGGAAAGGCUGUUUCCAUCUGGAAUGUUGGGUAUCCGGAUUCAGGAAUAGCCAACAACGCCGACAACGUAUGCAGCGUCACAGCAUCCUGUAGUACCGCCAUAGUUGUAUCAGCGUUAGACCUGAAUCUUAAACAUAACGCCUCAGGACGUUGUCAGCAGCAAAUGGUCAUCGUGGACGGUCCAAUUCACAGAUUCACUAUUCACAGAGUUGACUGCAACAAUAACAGUUACUACAGGGCUAGUACCUUGUACACGAGCAGGUCUCAUUUCGUAAGAGUCCACUUAAUUAUAGACAAUAACUUACCAACCAAGGCCGGGCGCUUCUGGGUUCAGUUUCACGCUUCAAACCACAACGCCAUCAUAGAAAUAGGAUGUGGGACAUCAGCCAGCACAACAGCCCCGCACGCGCCAGUGUGUCCCGAAACGACAACAACGACAACGACACCAACGUCUCCAACAUUGCUGCAGCGUUGUACACCCGUGGCCGUUCAUCAAUCGGCAGAUGACACCUUGAACCCUGGAGUAAUAGCUGGUGUCGUUAUAAGCGUGUUGGUCUGCGUCAUGCUGUUGCUAAUAGCAACACGGAUUGUGUGUAGAAGGGUCCUGAAGAACAACAAGAUGAAAGUUGCAAACAAGGACGGGGGUUUACUCGAUUCUGAGUUUGCUGUAGCCCUUGGUAUCAGCAGCACAGCCCCUGCCGCCUCCCUGUAUCCUAGUAAGCCACGACGACUGACACCAGUAGGGGUGCCACAGAAAGGGUUAACGUCAGGGGGCACAGGGAAUGUCCCAUGGAGCACCAUCAGUUCAAUGGCUCCAACUGCAUCUAUUGUCAAACACAUGUCUUCAGCAGUGGGUAAAACAAACAACCACAUCAAAUCACCACAGCCUGCAUCUAUUAAGACUAACGUGUUUGUUAUAACGAGAGAGGUCAUGGGUCAACAGGGCAAGGUGACCUCAAACAACAUCAAACACAAUCUGGAAAAAUGGAGAUCGUCCAAAAACGUCAAAAUAAAUUGAAUGUUCCUGUUGACGUUAAGGUUGAACACUGCGAGCCCAGAGUGGAUCCUUAAGUUAGUGUACGUGGUUUAGUGGCUAGGGCUCCCAAUUGCAGAGGAUGUUCGCUUCCACUGCUGCCAGGAAGAGCUGGUUGACGUAUCAAAUCCCAAAUAAGCCAGGUUAUAAACAUUCACAAUGCUGUCAAACCCAUACCUAGGCCUCCCACAGGCGGCCAAUAACCCCAUUGUGUAAAUCCGAUGCUUUAAAUAAGUCUAAAUCUAACGGUGCGUUGUACUUCUAUCGUCAGGAGUUCACUGUGUGAAAUUAUGUUUGUUUCAGAAGAUAAUGAAUAGAAAAACGGCAAGUUGUAAAAGGUGAUGAUUGUUUGUUAAAUGAAACUAUUACACAGCAGAAAUUCCAAGCAUUCAAAUGUACAAAAUAUAACGACUAUACUUAUCUCAUAUUUCUGUUAACCGUUCGCAGACACAGUUUAACAUUAAUUCAGGUAUACGUAGGUAUCUUUUUACAGUUGAGGCAUGUACUUAGGGACACCUACAAUGUAAUUGGGCUACCUAUUUGCUUUUCACCUAAAAUCGCUAACGGCGACACAGUUUCAUAUUAACAGAAUAAUAUUAUCAGCAGAGCCUACAUGUAUGUAUAUUCAAUCAUAUGACUAUGACUACAUUGUAUGUGUUUACAGAGUGUGGUGUGAUUUACCACAGCAGCAACACUACCUGACAAGUAUAUAGCUCUGCGUUGUUAGUUGCGGUAAAACAUGUCAGCUACGCUUCUAGUCUUUUUUGCAAUCACAUGAUGACUUAAGUAUUGGUUGACAAAAAGAAAGCAGUGGCUAUAUAUAUAUAUAUAUAUAUAUAUUCGCUUACAAAGAAAUGUAUUUCACUUCACUUCGAGACAAGAUCAGUGUUCAGUUACAAUUGUGGUAAUGAAUGCAUUUUGCUUUUAUGUUGCCUUGCCGCUAUAUUUACACAAUGCAGAUUCGUUUAAUGCAACCGGAUGCUAUGGUUCUCACCAGUUGCUAAAUCUAUCAUGCUCAAGCCACGAGGUCAUCGCCCUGGACAACAUAUGGGCAAAUGCAAAAAACAACUCCACUAACUGUCCUACAGGUGGCGCAGUUGCCCUGCCGCCGACAGACUCUUGCUGUAAGGCCAAUGCUCAAGAUUGCAAGAUGGACUACACAGGUGCAAGUGUCCCUGAGUACCACGAGGCUUGUUCGGGGUUCUCUACGUGCGAAAAGGAGAGUUCAUGGCAGAACACAAAUGAAGUAUGUGGUUCGGAUUUUCUAUCGCCAUCAAACUAUAUGGACAUUGAGUAUCACUGUAUAGCAACCAGUGGUAUUGUACACAUUCCGUCACAUAACAUGACCAACGGGUCGACAGUUUCAAUCCAAAAUGUGGGAUAUCCGACAUCAGGGCCACUUGGCAGUGCCGGGAUGUGCAGCAUCACCGCGUCGCACAGUUCAAACAUAGCUGUGUCAUUACUGCAUCUGAAUUUUACACGUGACGAAGAUAACACCUGUCAGCAGUACAUUGACAUAUUGGAUGCUAGUUCUUGUGAAAGAAUAGAUUGUGGAAACAAUACCAACUACAAUUCCGGUACCAUUUACACAAGCAGGAAUCAUUUCAUAAGCCUUAACUGGACGAAUCAGCACACCAACUCCGGGCGAUUAUGGAUUCAAUUUACAGCAACAAACUACCAGGCUAAUUUAGAGCUACGAUGCGGAUCUUCAGCAACUGUGGAAGAGCCGGGUGUGUCAACGUUUCCAGGUGUCAUGAGUCUGGCGGAGGCAGCUGGUACAGGUAUAGGCGUCGUGGUGUGCGUCAUGCUACUUCUCACAAUGAUGUAUGUUCUGUAUAGCAAGAAGCAUCAGCUGAUGAAAAUUGCCAACCACGGUGGAGAUGGCCCAGAUUCCGAGUUUUCUGAUGCCCUUGGUGUAACAGGAACAGAUAUGAGCAACACUGCUCCAGCUUCUGUCAGUCCGCCAAAGCCACGGCGACUAGCACCAAUAGAGGUUCCAGGAACUGGAUCGUACAUGCAUCUUUGAUAACCAGUUCAGAACUGCUAUGACCAGUAUAUCUUCUCAGACACAUGUUGCAGACAGGUUUCAAUAGUAAAGCAACUCAACCAGGGUUUAUAGAUUAAUUUAUAUAGUGAUAUAUUCUAAGCGAACGUAUUAACCACGAGGCUACCCCACCGCCCAGAACAGGUAUAGAAAUGUAUAUGCUUACCGUCCUCGCUAAAGUCCUUCGUUUAUAUCUCCAAUGAUGCCUAUCCUCGUGUUAAAGUCCUCGGCUACACCCAAGUCAGACACUGUUAUUCAGUAUCGCACACUAUCAUUUAGUGAUAACAAUUAUUCCAGUAAUUUGUCCGAUUGUCAACCUUGACUUCAUAGCCGAUAGACAAUGGGAACGCCAUGUUUGUAAACAUGUACCUCCCUCACAUUUAAUUUGUAUAUUUAUCCGUAAAUGUCCCCAACGGAUGGCGUUCGUAUCUGUUGGCAUUAUCAUGCCAGGAAAUCUCUUUAUGUAAAAUAACUUGUUUUGUCAAUAGAUUCAACUGUUUCUUGGCAUCAUACAAGGGCUGGUCAAAAAGUUCCAAACCUAACAAAAAAAAACAACAAUUGUGAAAGUGUUUUUCAUUUCAUUUUUCAACAUAAUCUCCCUGCUUUAAAUACACUUCUUUUAUCGAUAGUGAAGCUUCUCAAUUUCAGCCAAUUUCUCAAGCCACCCUGCAAAAACCAAUUCACGGCAGGUGGAAAUCACUUGGUGCCAGGUCUGGCGAGUAUGGAGGGUAAGGAAGCUCCAGCAGUCAGUAAUCCUCGCCGCCUUUCUUUGACAGAAUCUUUCAGGCGGUGACGCAAAUCAGCGUAGUCGCACCGGAAAUCGUCUUUUGACUUUCAAAGUAAUCAACAAGGAUGACACCCUUUGCAUCCCAAAAUACAGUGGUCAUAACUUUCUUUAAAAAAUUUGAUCUUGAAGAGUUGAAUUUAUUUUGUGCCGGAGAGUGCAUGGUGCCAUUCCAUGGAUUGACGUGUUGACUCGGGAUCACAGUGGUAGACCCAUGUGUCAUCACCCGUUACUAAUCUCUUUUUGAAUUUGAUAAAAUCCUCCUAAAUUAUCUCUAAAUGUUCUUUGGCAAUUUCAGUUCUUUCUUCCUUGAGAUCAGAAUUUAGAAACUUUGGCAACCGACGAGCAGAUAUCUUUUUCGUCUGUAAAUGUUCAUGACUAAUCUUUCAAUGGAUCCAUGGCUUAGACCUGUGUCUUCCUCAAGUUCAGCAAUGGUAUUACGUCUACCUAAGAGUAUUAGUUUGUCUAUCUCCUUGAUUGAAUCUUCAUUGAUGGAAGAUGAGGGACGUCCAGACCUCGGGUCAUCAUCAAGGCUAGUUCCCCCAGCCUUAAAAUGAGCUGCCCAACGUUUAACAGCGGAAGGGCUAGGGCACUUAUCCCCGUACGCUUUUGACAUGCGGUCAUAUAUUUCUUGGGGGUUAUUUUUCUCUAAAGUCAAAAACUUGAUGACUGCCCUGUACUUGUUCCUCUCCAUUUCUGUGUUCAUUUGGUUCACAUGGGCGUCACUAAUAUACAAACGGCCUCAACAGACCAAAUACACUUGUAAUGAAAUACUCAAACAAUGUAAUAUAUUGACUACAGUAAACUAUGGUUAUAACGAACUC